AUGACACCUGUGGAUCAUCAGCACCAAGCAGGACAAAAUAUCCAGCGUGACAGUGGGGCUCCCAAUAGACUCUCAUUCGCCGCCAUGUCGUUAGAAGAAGCAACUUUGCCAACUUCGAACAGUGCUCAAGUCAUUGAUGCUCAAAUAGUCACUUUUUCAAGCAACUUGGAUGACACGGAGAAUCGCGUCAUCGACAGCCAAAGAAUCCAGCCUUUUUCAACACUCCCAAGAGGACCCUUCCAAACACCACCGAUUAUGAAGAGAAAGCGUCGGCCUUCCACAGUAACACCGCCUCGAGAACAACCCAAAAGGGACAUUUUGUGGAUCACCGAGCCUCCACUUUUUCCGCGAUUGGAUUCGGGUUUGGAUUCGGAUUCGAAUCUUCUGAAUAGCAACGAGGGUGAAGAAAACACCACCCUAUCUCUACCAAAAGCAUCAUCCUACAACCCCUUUCGGAAGAUCAAUUAUCGAAGAACCCAAAUUCGCGAAGAAGAGGACACCAUGCCAGCUUUGCCACCAGUCCAAAGAAGAACCCCAUUCUCUUGUUUGGGCUUUCCCAACAUUCCCACCUUGGACGAUGAUUCUCCACAACCACGCAGGACAAUCACGACAACUCCAUCUUCUUCACUUCCUACUGUCCCUGCUGUGUCCACAUGGAGGAAGGGUCCCUUGAAGAUGAGACGAUUGAAUUCCUCAUGA
Messenger RNA from Cylindrotheca closterium, 699 nucleotides. The record is from the annotation of a GenBank genome assembly. NCBI's taxonomy places the organism in Eukaryota, Bacillariophyta, Bacillariophyceae, Bacillariales, Bacillariaceae.